This is a messenger RNA of Acanthosepion pharaonis, 897 nucleotides long. NCBI's taxonomy places the organism in Eukaryota, Metazoa, Mollusca, Cephalopoda, Sepiida, Sepiidae. The record is from the annotation of a GenBank genome assembly.
AUGUCAUAUUCCUAUUUUUUCUUUCUUCUUUCAACUUCUAUCUAUCUAUCUAUCUAUCUAUCUAUCUAUCUAUCUAUCUAUCUAUCUAUCUAUCUUUCUAGGCUGUUUUCUUCUCAUCCAGUAAGGGUCAGCGGAUCACCAGUGUUGAUCAAAUCUCUUUCCAUAUUUCCUUCUACCAAUCAAUUGUUCUUUCUUUUCCUUCACAUCAACUGCCCAUCUAUCUAUCUAUCUAUCUAUCUAUCUAUCUAUCUAUCUAUCUAUGUGCCCGAUGAGCUUUUGGCUCAUUUUAUUUAUCUUGUUCUCCUUUCUUUCACCUUGCUCACUAUGAUUUUGUCUUACUCUCCUUUCAUUGGCAUUGUUCUUCUUUUUAACCGCUUGCUCUCCUUUUCACCAGCUUGCUCUCCUUUUCAUCAGCUUGCUCUCCUUUUCACCAGCUUGCUCUCCUUUUUAUCAGCUUGCUCUCCUUUUCACCAGCUUGCUCUCCUUUUUAUCAGCUUGCUCUCCUUUUCACCAGCUUGCUCUCUCCUUUUUCACCAGCUUGCUCUCCUUUUCUUGCUCUCCUUUUUAUCAGCUUGCUCUCCUUUUCACCAGCUUGCUCUCCUUUUUAUCAGCUUGCUCUCCUUUUCACCAGCUUGCUCUCCUUUCUUUCACCCACAUCUUCUUCCUUUCCUUUUGGCAUCGACGUACAUUUUCUUUUAUCUCGACACGUUCAAGUAUCUUUCAAGUGUGCGUUUAGCUUUCUUUUCUUUCUUCUUGAUCAUCUCCAUCCCCAUUUUGCCCCACUGUCCUCGUUUUCUGUUUCGCUUUACAUUUCUUUAUUUGUUUCGUUCCAGUUUUUAUCUUUGUUUCUUUUCCUUCUCUUGCUCAUAUUUCUUCAACUUCAUCUCUUCUCAUUAA